AUGUCCAUUUUUGACCAAUUUCGAGAUAUUGAACCUGAUCGCAUCCGCAAUAGCAUAGUAUCAAUUAUUGCAGGAUUUUUAUUUGCAUUAGGCUGGUGGAUAGCAAUUGACGCAGCUGUACUUUUCGCUGAAAACAAUUCUUUACCUAAUGCAUAUCAUACAGCUGGAGUAUUCAGCACCAUUGCUUUCAUAUUAAUUAACAGUGUUCCUAACGGAGUGUUGAGAGAUGAAUUUUCAGACAGUCGUAUCGGUCGUCGUGGAGCACUUAUAUGCCUAUUUUUCGCUUUCUCAAUGGCAUUUAGUAGUACAAUAGCUGCAUGUUGGAUACUAUUUGGAGGUUAUAUCGCUGUAGAUAAAACACCAGUAUGGCCAGGUGUAGCUAUAUUAUUACAAAAUCUACUAAUUUGUAUAUCGUCAAUUUUAUUCAAAUUUGGCAGAAAAGAUCUUAGUGAUUUCUAA
Schistosoma margrebowiei is the source of this 459-nucleotide messenger RNA. Lineage: Eukaryota; Metazoa; Platyhelminthes; Trematoda; Strigeidida; Schistosomatidae. The record is from the annotation of a GenBank genome assembly.